AUGUCGGAGAAUGGAUUGAUGACGUUGCAGCAGUUCCUGAGAGGCAGUAUUCGUAGGCAGGCGACAAGAUAUGCAUUCAUGACCGACAGGCCUCAGCGAAUGCUCGUGGCCGCUCGUCACUGUCGCCGGAUCAGCGCUGAACAUGCACGACAGCUGACGACAGCACCGCAAUCGGCAAGUCGACAGUGGCCUUCGCCCCAUUGGCUGGGUGUCGGAGCUGUCCUGUCGGGUCUCACGACAAUCUGGCUCUAUCAGCAGGGCAAGCCGAAGCAGCCCGGAUACCUGUCUGCGACCUACUUCCGUCGCCUGACUAUCAAUGCAGUUGACAAGAUCAACGAAGACACGUCUGUCUUUUCGCUUGAGCUGCCCACCGAUCAUCUCGCGCCCUCGAGUGUGAGACCAGAGGCACUCCAGUCUAUCCAUGUCAUACAGCCCGAACUGCAAAUCGAGCGUCCGUUGACCCCGCUCGAUCUGGAUGCGCUCGACGCACAUUCCAGCAACAGACAAUUGCGAUUGCUCGUCAGACGAUAUGAAGAUGGCGAAAUGUCGAAAUAUCUUCACCGACUCGGUGUAGGAUCACAGCUGUUUGUGCGUGGACCUACGGACACCUACUCGCUCGCUCAGCUACCCCAAUCGACACGGAUCAUCUUCCUUGUGGCUGGUACGGGCGUCACACCAGCAAUUCAAGCGCUUCACGAAUAUGCGCGCACGCCAGACAUUUCGCCACAGAUAGAUCUGAUUUAUUGCUCGCGCGAUGAAAAGGCUGUCUACCUUCGUGACGAGCUCGAGGAGCUCAAAGCUAAGCUUGGAAAACGGCUGACGAUCCGACACCAUCUCGUUGCCAGCUCAGGUCGUCUCACGAUAAAGCAGCUCAAGAGGAUCUGCGGAUCACCAAACGCAGCCAAGCCCAUCAAGAUCCUCGUAUGUGGCCCAGAGUCGAUGGUCAAAGAGCUCGCAGGCCCGCGGGCGCUGGAUCGAUCAGACGGGCCUUUAGGUGGUCUCCUGGCACAGGCCGGGUACUCCGCGUUUCAGGUCAAAAAGCUGUAG
Molecule: messenger RNA, 1047 nt
Organism: Mixia osmundae IAM 14324
Lineage: Eukaryota; Fungi; Basidiomycota; Mixiomycetes; Mixiales; Mixiaceae
Exons: 3
Coding region: 1-1047 (348 amino acids)
Molecular function (GO): oxidoreductase activity
Source: RefSeq, a predicted model, not a curated record